This is a messenger RNA of Pelecanus crispus (Dalmatian pelican), 1068 nucleotides long. NCBI's taxonomy places the organism in Eukaryota, Metazoa, Chordata, Aves, Pelecaniformes, Pelecanidae. The record is from RefSeq and is a predicted model, not a curated record.
GUGUCUUUUUUGAUCCCUGAAUGUGGCAUACUACCUGAAGUGCUGAAAAGUACUAUUGCGGAUGUUGGAGAGUACUACGUGGUGAGGAAUUUAUCAAUUCAUGAACUGGUCUCUCACGAAUUCAUUGAUGCUUUUGUGAAGAAAGGUUCAUGCUACGCACUUACCUAUAACACAAAAAUCGAUCAAGAUAAUACUGCAGCUCUGCUACCAAAUGGAAAACUAAUUCUGUCGGUGGAUAAAGAUACUUAUGAGGAGCUUGGACUGCAAGGUCGCCCUUCUCGGUAUGCUGGCAAAAAAGUAAUGAGAUACAUUGUUACUAUUGACUUGACUGAUUCUGGCUUUCACCCUGAUAGUAAGAAAUAUAAGAGAGUGCUUUGGGCCUUGAAAGAAAAGAAGCCUUUAGAGUUUGACUUCCUACUGGCUUGGUAUAAUACAGGUGCAGAGGAAUCAACACUGAUGUCAUACUUUUCAAAAAACCAAAUACAGGCCCUGAAGCCAAAAAUAACAUUCAGCACAUUAAGGGACCUUCAGUGUCCAGUGUUACAAAGUAACGAACUACAAGGAAAGCCAGAUGAGUCCUGCAGUACAGAGGAACUGUUUGAAUGGCUAGGUGCUGUCUUGAGUCAAGUUAGCUUAGACAACAAAUCGUCUAGCUUCUUAUCAACCUAUUGCUGUCCUCAGCCCAGCACAAUGGUGGAAAAAGCUUUUUUGUGCACAAUCACAGGCUUUAUAAUUCCUGAGAAGAUAAUUCAGUUGUUGGAGCAGCUGUGUUGUUAUUUUGGUGAACCAAAACUGGCAUAUUGGCUGACCUUAACUGUGCAUGGCUUUGCAGACAGCCCUGUUUCCUGGAGAGAAAGUGAACAUGGUUUCCACAAGGGAGGAGAGAACUUGUACAACUUUGUCAUUUUUAGAAAUCUGGACUACUGGCUUCAGAUGGCUGUAGGAACUAACGAUGAUUGUCCUCCGUAAAGCUGUGUCUACAGAAUAAGUUUUCUAAUAAUUCCAUGUUACUGUAUAGAAACCUAAUAUGACAGUUUUUAUAAAAGUAAUUAGGUAACAAGUUAAGUA